Molecule: messenger RNA, 1413 nt
Organism: Phycomyces blakesleeanus NRRL 1555(-)
Lineage: Eukaryota; Fungi; Mucoromycota; Mucoromycetes; Mucorales; Phycomycetaceae
Exons: 1
Coding region: 1-1413 (470 amino acids)
Biological process (GO): nucleocytoplasmic transport; activation of GTPase activity
Cellular component (GO): cytosol; perinuclear region of cytoplasm; nucleus
Molecular function (GO): GTPase activator activity; small GTPase binding
Source: RefSeq, a predicted model, not a curated record
AUGGGCUGGGGUGAUUCUGAUAAUUCAAUCGAAAAAUGGGUCAAGCAACUUAAAUCUAACGACCCUACUCUCAAGUCUCUCCACAUCCUUAGCUUCAGAGUUGUCACACCUAGUCAAUUUGCUUCACUCUUCACUGCCCUUGCACAAAAUAAAACCCUGAAAGAGUUAUAUUGCUCUGGUCAUGCUCUCGACACCAAUGCCGUCGAACAACUUUCAGAAGCACUUACUCUCAACGACACCCUUGAAUCUCUCAACGUUGGAAACAGUGAAUUUGGAUCUGUUCUCAAUGGCAAGCUCAUGACCAUCUUAUGCGAGGGUCUGGCUGUCAAUGAAGGACUAGUAAAAAUUGAUCUCGAAAACAAAGGUCUGACUAUGGGCUCAAUCACGACUCUUGCCGAAUGUCUUAAAAAAAAUGAACGUCUCCAGAAUCUCAACCUGUCCCGGAAUUCUAUUGACGAUACUUCAUUUCCAGAAUUUGCCAAGGCUAUCCCUCAGACUAACCUGCGUGAACUCAACGUGUCAAUGAACAGCAUUGGCCCUGUCGGUGCCCGUAUUCUUGCCGAUAAUUUGGGAAAGCUUGAAGUAUUAGACAUUUCUGAUAACCCUCUCAUGGAAGGUGCUAGUGCACUCGGGCAUGCUUUGGCUACCAACCAGCACCUCCACACACUUAAAAUGAUGAGCGUCUCAAGCCCUGAACAAGAAUUAUCUUUACCACCUGCUGCAACCGCCGAAAACGAAAAUGAAGAAGAAAAUAAAGAUGGCGAAUUGGAAGAGCCCGCUGAGGAAGAGGAUGAUGGUCGUUCAGUACAUGGAAACUCCUUGUUCGAGGCUAUUCUUGCCUCAAUAGACUCCAACUCCAAAUUGACUCAUCUGUGGUUAGAUAGUAAUGGUAUUGAAACCAGCGCAUUCAAGCAAGUUGAGAAUCUUGCAAAAAGUUCGCUGGUUGAUAUUCGCCUGCGUCGCAACAAAAUCGACGACAAGGCCAUUGAGUCGCUUACAAAAGUUAUUCCUCAGUCUCUUGUUCACCUUGAAUUGGGCGAAAAUCAAAUCGGUGGUCUGGGUCUUUGGAAAUUACUUUCGACCCAUCUCCACUAUAUUGGCCUCUUUAGUAACCAAGUCGGUGGAUUUAGUGAUUAUCCAGAUAUAUUACCGGUCUUAACCCAGAGUGGCGCACGUUCUUUGGAUAUCGGUUGCAAUAAGGUAACGCGCCAGGACAUGGAAGCCGUGAUCGAGAUACUGUUAGGUCAGGGUGUACCUCACCUCAAACUGCUUGAAAUCGGUGGCAAUGCUGAAGAAAAAGAUAAAGAUGCAUGGGAGAGUGCUGUCGGGCGUCUCAAAGAAAUUCGCGAGGAUCUCGAAGUUGCAUGGAAGCGUCUAAUGAGUGGAGAGAUGAACGAACCUGGACCUAUGUAA